GUGGUGAUCACACGAAGACAUGGGAGUGACGGGUCUGUGGAGUGUCGUCGACGGUGUCGGACAUCCCAUCAAUUUAGAGACACUUAACAAUCAAGUGAUAGCAAUAGAUUUGUCUCUUUGGGUGAAUCAAGCGAUUAAAGGCUUUCGUCACCGAAAUGGUCAACCGAAUCAAACCGGUGUUUGUCUUCGACGGUAUGUGUCCUCAACUCAAGCGCAACACAAUCGCGAAGAGAGCCGAACNGUGUUUGUCUUCGACGGUAUGUGUCCUCAACUCAAGCGCAACACAAUCGCGAAGAGAGCCGAACAGAGAGUGAAAGCUGUGGACAAAUCUCGCGAGUCGUCGGUCAAAGUGUUGCACAAAUAUCUCUCGUCUCAACUCUCCUCGAGUGCUGCCAAACAGUUGCUGAGCAGUGAAUCGUUGCCAUCACUUGAAUCUUCGUUAUAUCCGAUGCCAGACAACAGUGACUUCAAGAUAUGUGAAGAGUUGAAUGAAUUGAAUGAGAGCGACAAGAAUGGCAGCGACGGUGACAGUGAAUCGGAAGACGAUUCCAAUCGGCCCGUCGCUCAUAGUUAUAGAAAUAUCCAGAAUUUGGACUUAAUUGAUGUCAAUUCCGAAGAAAUCAAAUCAUUGCCACUCGAUAUACGAUACGAAGUGCUGACGGAAUUGAAGGCUAAAUACAAAGGAUAUCGAAAUCAAGAGCUAAUGCCCACUGAAUCCAACGAUUUCUCCAAAUACCAAAUGCAGAAACUGCUGAAGAAACGCAAACUUCAGUCAAAAAUAGAGCAAACAAUCAGCGAAUUGAAUGGUCAGCACUCGGAGGAAGUGAUUGAGAAAUUUGAUAAAAAGGAUUUCUAUUUUGAGAGCCAAUCGACUGCCGGACGUCUCAUGUCGGAUGAAAACACACGGUUUGUGUUCAUUAAGAAAUCGCAGACAACUUCUUCAUUGAUGAGCACUGAAGGCAAGAAUCUUGAAACUAAAAUGACAGCAAUUACUGCACAGAUUCCCUCCACAUCCAAGUCUUCGGUGACUGAUAUCUUACACGAUAUUAAUUCUGGACAUUCAGACGAUAAAGAACUCGAUGUGAAUCCUAUAAACAAUGCGAAUAACUUUAUCACAAAUGAAUACGAUUUUAAUUCUGAUAUACCUUUUAAUGAAUUGCAUGAAACCAUUGAAAUAUCGGACGAAAGUGAUGUCGAAAGUGAUCAACAAUUAAAUGUAAAUAAUUGUAACAAAAAUGAGAUUAAAUCUAAAUCGUGUGAAAUUCAACCCCCAAUUGACUCAAAUCUCUUCACCAAAAUUAAAACAGUGAUUGAAGUGAGUAGUGAUUCAGAUAAUGAUUUUGUGGAGGUUUACCCGCCAUCUGACAAUUCUCUGUGCCAAUCACUGGAUUCAAGUUUGAAAGAAACGGAAACUUUAGAAUUAAAUCAAAAGAGUUCACAACUUAUAGAAGAAGACGACAGUUUUGACAGUUUCAAUGGAUCCGAUGAUAUCUGCAUUGAUUUUAACACUCAAACGAUGUCUCUUCCAGAGAAGAAUCAAUUUAGUGUUGAAACAGAGAAAACGCCCAAUCAAUCGGAACCGAGUUCUUCGCAAUCGAUGCCUUCCGAUAGUAUUUCACGCGAAGAACUAAUGGAAUCGAUUCGUGAUGUGAAUAAACAGAAUCGUAUGGCAAACAAAACCACUGACACAAUGAUGUCUGAUUGUCAGGAAUUGUUGAAAUUGUUUGGCAUUCCGUUUAUUGUGAGUCCAACAGAAGCUGAGGCGCAAUGCGCUGCUCUCGAGAUGUUAGGUCUGACCGACGGUACCAUCACUGACGACAGCGAUGUUCUUCUGUUCGGCGCUCAGACGGUGUACAAGAAUUUCUUCACUUCCAGUAAAUUUGUUGAACUCUUUAAGAGCGUUGAUAUCGAGUCCAGAUAUGGAUUGAGCCGUUCGUCAAUGAUUUGCAUUGCAUUGCUUUGUGGCAGUGAUUAUACGGAUGGCGUCGACGGUGUGGGAGCCGUCACCGCCGCUGAGAUAUUAAGCGAAUUUCCAGGCAAUGGACUCAAACCACUCGUCGAUUUCAAGGAUUGGUUGACAUCUAAACAGAAAUGCAAAGACAAACGACCGGAGAAUUCAAUUCGAGCCAAAUUCUUAAAGAUUCGUCUCAACGACUCGUUUCCCAAUCGAGUCAUAUUCGAUGCAUAUAUGAGUCCAACGGUCGACAAUUCAAAGGAGAAGUUCUUGUGGUCAAUGCCUCAACUCGAAGAACUCAGACGUUAUGCGAGCCUUAGGUUUGGCUGGAGUUCAACCAAAACUGAUUCCAUUCUUUUGCCAGUAUUGAAGAAAGUAAAUGAAAAACAAAGCCAAAUGACAAUUGAUAACUACUUCAAAGUUCAGGUACAGCCGAAAGACACAGCAAUACUAAGCAAACGAUUGAAUACAGCGAUCAAUAAAUUGCGAGGAAAAGAGUCCGAAUCGACGGCCAAUCCAUUGGUUCCCAACAAAACGAAUUCAUUGUCACAGAAAGUAAAAAAUCAAAGAACGAAACGGAAGGUUAAUGUGAAUAAAAGCAAACCAAUUGCCAGAGGAAAGAAAGUUCUCAAAUCGACUGCAAGACAUCAAACGCCACAAGAAGUUAAUUUGUCCGAAAGUAGCACUGAUUCCGAGUAAUUCAUACA
This is a messenger RNA of Medioppia subpectinata, 2661 nucleotides long. Lineage: Eukaryota; Metazoa; Arthropoda; Arachnida; Sarcoptiformes; Oppiidae. The record is from the annotation of a GenBank genome assembly.